AUACGUCGGCGAUUCCCUUCGCAGCGUAUUUUCGUUGUGCGCGCCUGCCCGUCAUCAUCGAUCGCCGCUGCAGCCGACCCACCGCCACCGCCGCCGCCGCCGCCGAUACCAUUUUCACCGGUCCCGCGAAAGCUGACUGUCGCGCGCGUACGUCAGUCUCAGUCAUCGCCCGAUUAACCACGAGUACACCACCCGACUUGCAGUUUACCCGGUUACCGAUUCGGGUCAAUCGCAUCCCUCGGCCGGUCGCGCCCCACUUUCCGUGAACAGACGCGCUCCGUUCCGCCGACCUACCCCGGAACCGCGCGGUCGCCGCCAUGGUCAAGCACAACACGGACACGAACGGCAUUGGGUACGAAUGGGAGUACGCCAAGGUGAAGGAUGACCGGACGAUAUGGCAGAAGAUCAUCAUGGGCAUUUACAACCCGAGCUCGCACGAGUUUCUCGGCCGGUCCGCCAAGAGUUGGGGAGGAAUUUUGCUCUUUUAUGCCGUGUUUUAUUCAAGUUUGGCAUGUAUGUUCGCCAUAUGCAUGAAAGUCCUACUAUCUACGUUGAACGACCAUACACCUCAUUUCACAUUGACCAGCUCGAUAAUCGGCACAAACCCUGGACUAGGAUUUCGACCCAUGUCUCCGAACGUCGAAGAUGGAUCACUAAUUUACUACGCAGCGGAUAACGCAACUAAUGUAGAAGCAUGGACUAAUGAAUUAGAUAAGUUCCUAGCUGUGUAUAAGAACAAGACACUGUUGCCAGACAAAGGUAAUAACCAACAAAAAUGUGGUUAUAAUAUUCCACCACAAAAGGACAAGGUUUGCGAGGUCAGCCUGGCAAACAUGGGACCAUGCUCAUCUGAAUACAAAUAUCAAUAUCCAAAAGCUCAGCCCUGCGUUUUCAUUAAGCUCAAUAAGAUUUUCGACUGGGAACCAGAAUUCUAUAAUAACAAGACAGACAUUCCAGCUGACAUGCCACAAGAACUUAAAGAUAAAAUUGCGCAAAGAAUGAAACAUGAGUUAUUUACAAUAUGGGUCACCUGCGACGGAGAAGCGCCAGCAGACAAAGAUAAUAUUGGACCUCUAAAGUUAUAUCCACAGGACGGAUUUCCUGGCUACUACUACCCGUACAGAAACAAGCGUGACUACCUUAGCCCAUUAAUCGCCAUACAUUUCCUAAAUCCAAAAAGACAUACUUUAAUCAACGUGGAAUGCCGUGCCUGGGCCAAGAACAUAUUUUACAAACGUAGCUUACAAAACCGUGAAGGUUCCGUUCACUUCGAGUUGAUGAUUGACUAAAGUUGCAGACUUUUAGUCGAUGAUAACGCCGCUAAACCAUUCGCUUUGUUCUCAGUUUUUUGAUGCAUCACAAAACACAGAACAUAGCCAGUUUAUUUUUAGUACUAUAUCGUUGUAUUGUUAAUUGGUUUAAGUGAAAUCCCAACAAAACGCGUUUACUCCUUUUAUAAAAAAUAAUAAUAACGUUAGGUAAUUUUUUUUUUUUGUUUGGCUUAGGAAUAUGUCUUAAAGUUAAACAUACAUUUAUAUAUAUAUAUUAUAUAUAUUAAUAUUAAUAAAUAAAAUAAGAGCACAGAAAAGUUAAUUAAUAAACUUAUAAUUCAAGCUUAAAAAAUGCUGUGCAAAUUCACAGUUAUACGAUAUGUAUUCAUCUGACGACUUCAAUGAUUAUCACUGCCUAUAACUUUUUUUUAUCAUACUCCGUAAAUAGGUGUAGGUACCUAUAGUGAUUUUUACCAUAAAUAAUUUAGUUGGCUCGUUUAAUUCAUUCGGCUUGUUUUUAUAAGCAAAUUCGGAUACAACCAAUGCAAGGUAGGCAAUCUAAUGAUAAGACGUAGGAACACAAAACCCACAUUUUUCAUCUAAAAAAAAAAUUAAAUAAAUAAUUAUAAUUAUGUCGUUUGAAAACUAUUUACACACCGUCGUCAGUCUAAAGUUUCCACUUUAAAUAUAGCCGUCACCAUAUGCGGAUAUUUGGAAUUUUUAGGGAGGGGUGGACUAUUAUUAUUAUUAUAUAUUUUAGCAUUAUUUAAAGUAAAAGAGCUCGCAUUCUUAUUACAAUUUAUAUGGUUCAUGGAUAAUGUAUAUUUGAAGUUAGGGGAAUAUUGGAAUUUUUGGAGAGCUAAGUCCCCGGAUGCUCCUACAUUGAUGUCCACUUAUGGCUAUCACGUUUAAAAUAAGUAAGAUCGUUUUUUAUUUUUAUCAUUUUAUGCAAAAAGUUAACUGCAAUACAGGAUACCUAGUUGCAAUAUUUCAGGUUUAAUGGGGAGCAAUAUUUUUACCAAGUCUUUUGCAAAAAUGAUAAAAUAUUAUGUUUGUCCCACCCACGUUUUUGAUUUUCAAUAUAUAGGUAUUUUGUAUCACCGACUUUCAUUGCGACCGUUGGAUAUUUGCCUAUCAAAUGACUACAUAACGUAAACAUAUUUUAAUACCAAUUACAACAACUACAGCCAAUAAUAUUAAGAAUAGCAUUUUAAUACGGGUAAAAUAAUAUUAAAUUAUAUAAAAACAUUUUUUUUUCUUACGGAGAGACGCCGGAGUCUGACCAGUCAAUCCUAAAGAUUCGCACUGCAGGCCUAAAAAAAAAUAACACGGUCAAAUCCACCCCUUCUCCCAAAAUGACGUGAUGAAAUGUACCUACCCCGUACUCUGAGUUUCUUGUCUAGGUAUUUUUUCAUCUUUAUAUCCCAUCAGUCUCAUCUCGCGCACAGUCGCGUGUCUUAUGUCUAUAUGAAACUCGUAAGUAGAGUCUAUGCACGUCUUGAGUUUUAAAACGUUUUAAUGUUUUAGUGUCAGUAUGACUAAAUACAUAAUAUUAUGCUUUUUUUUCUCCCCUCCUGUAGUCGAGUGAAAAAGUCAUAGAAAUACGCGACAACAUAGUAUUGUAAAAAAGUUUUAUAAUUUGCGAUUUAUAAUAAAAUAUUAUAUUAUUUAUGUGUAAACAUAAAUUUAUACUUUUAGAUUAGAUUCAGUAGGAUUCAUUAAUACAUCCAUUUCACAACUCCAUCGAUACAUAUUAAUAAUUAUAGGCAGUGUUGGGUUGAAUGACUUUUUUAAAGUAAUUUCGUUACGGAAAUUUGUAAUUUACGUUACGUGUUGUAUUACGUACUUAAGGUAGGUAUAUCCAACUCUGAUUAUGGGUAGGUACUAUGGAACAGAAUAAUCGCAUUUGAGAAAAUUACUAAUUACCUAUAAAAUAUUAUUAUUUUUAAUAAACAUAUAUAGGUACUUGCCUAUUUAAUCGUAAUAUUUUUUAAGCAAUCGUCGUAAUGAUGUAAUAACCAAAUUUAAUAUUGAUUCUCGUAAUUAUUAUACAUACAUUCGACACUAGAUUAAAGUUUAUAGCUAUUACAUAUAUAUAUAUAUAUUAUUACAUUAAGGAAGUUAUUGAUUAUUUAAAAUUUUAAUAUGUUGAUGUAGAGAGCUAAGUAAAAUUGGAUAUUCUAGUGGAAUAUAGAGUGUUUUAAAUCGUAUAAUUGUUACACCCGUUUUGUUUUACGCGGUCGAAAGGAAUAUUAUAAUAUGUAAUUUUUAGGUACUUAUCAAUUAUGUAAGUGUAUAAUGUGUAUGUAAUAGUAGUGCGGUGGGCUGUGGUUGAUGAUUUUAUUAUUAUAUAUGUAAACGGAAUCAUAUAGAUUAUAGAACUCGUUAAUGUAGAUGUUCA
This is a messenger RNA of Rhopalosiphum maidis (corn leaf aphid), 3672 nucleotides long. RefSeq names its product sodium/potassium-transporting ATPase subunit beta-2-like. Gene Ontology annotation, cellular component: sodium:potassium-exchanging ATPase complex. Gene Ontology annotation, molecular function: ATPase activator activity. The transcript is spliced from 7 exons. The record is from RefSeq and is a predicted model, not a curated record. Gene Ontology annotation, biological process: potassium ion import across plasma membrane; intracellular sodium ion homeostasis; intracellular potassium ion homeostasis. NCBI's taxonomy places the organism in Eukaryota, Metazoa, Arthropoda, Insecta, Hemiptera, Aphididae. Bases 318 to 1289 code for a protein of 323 amino acids.